Messenger RNA from Haplochromis burtoni (Burton's mouthbrooder), 6313 nucleotides. RefSeq names its product GPRIN family member 3b (gene gprin3b). Gene Ontology annotation, biological process: neuron projection development. The transcript has 2 exons. NCBI's taxonomy places the organism in Eukaryota, Metazoa, Chordata, Actinopteri, Cichliformes, Cichlidae. The record is from RefSeq and is a predicted model, not a curated record. Bases 563 to 2683 code for a protein of 706 amino acids. Gene Ontology annotation, cellular component: plasma membrane.
UAAUUAAUUUCAGGACCAAGUGACCCUCCUGUGAAAGCCUGCGGCUGUUACAAUGUUGCUUCCAUUCGCAUCUUCUCCACCCCUCCCCAUUCAUCCAUUCAUCUGGUUAACUCUGGAUUGCCCUGCCAAGACCAGUUCAGUCUGGGAUAGCGCACAAACCAUGAUCGGCUCGUCACAUUUUUUUUCUUUUUGUUUUUGUAAGCACGAGCCAGCAGUGAUGAAGAUCUCGGAGUCAGCGGUGACUCAUUGCGCACGAUCACUCAGUCAAGGUGCUUAAAUUUUGUGCCUGACUGUGGUGGAUCGAUACCUCUAAGACCCAUAUUCUACGUGGAAGGCGUGGCUUGGUGUCAUCGACACAGGCUGACUUUUCCAUAUUCAUCCCUAGGUUUUUUUUUCUUUCUUUCCCCCCCCCUCGUCUCACUGACGCGCAAUCGGCACCCAACGGCACGGGGCAUAAAUCGUCUCGCAAGGAAAUUGCAAAAAGUUAAUGAUAGCACAGUGUGCAUCCGUUUCCAUCUCUGGAUAUACGGCAAUAUUUGAAGACUGAAGCAGUGACUCCGCCAUGGGAACUAACCCAAAAAGAACAGUAACAGUCCAGAUGGUGCCUCAGCUGGCUGGGGUGGACACACUGGGCAACAAGGAGUCUAAUGCCAACUGGGCUAAAGAGCCCAACCUCAAAGUCUCUCAGGUUUGUCCAAAACCCACCCUCAGAUCUCCCGACAAGCAGGAUAACCUGUCUCUGACGACUGCUAACGCCGCCCCCCACACAGAAAAAACAGGUUGUAAGGGAGGGGAACCAGUUACCACUGUGUCAGACAAAUCAGCUCCAGGCAAUGGAAACCAGAUAAAAUCUGAGCAAGUGUCAGGUGGAGACCACCAAACACCAAACCUGUCUGUAACAGGCCGAGAGGUGGGUGAGGCAGGAGCUGACCAGCGGGAUUCUAAUGCUAACAUGAAAACUCUGAGCCCAACCAGUGAAACGGGCACGUGUAAGGCCAGUUCCCUGUCUCCUGUUGCAGCAUCGGGCACCGACACGAACAGCAGUGAGUACAAAGUAAAAAACCCAGUUGCACCAGAAGAGAAGCAGGUACGGCUGACACCCUCAGUAGAAACUACAGCACGAGAGAAAAGUAAUGAACGCCUUUCUCCAAAUGACAAAAAACGUAACGACAGUGAUGUAAGGAGUACAGCAUCUGAAGUACAAGAUAAUAAAGAAACCAUUUCCAAUCCCCAAAGCAGGGACAUGGCUAUCCCACAGAAAUCUAAAGAGACUGGUCAUAUGCAAGGUUGCUCAUCAACGUCUGUUUCUUUACAAGAUCCAUCAAAACCCAAGCAAAGCAUGGAAACUCCGCUAAGCUCAGCCAAAGCCCCAUCUGAGAGUAAAGAUGCAGGAGCUGGACCAACAAACGAAAACUCACGGUCAACGCGCCCAGAGAAGGAAUUUGCAACAGUAUCGAGACCGCAGGUCUCCUCAGAUAAACACCAGCCAGUGUCCUCACAGAAAGACUCAUCCUCUCUGCCCCAGGCGACAAAAAGCACGCAGGCAUCCGAGCAGGUGGCUGAAGGAAGCAGCCAGACUGACACAGCUGUCUUUGAAGGGCAGCGGGACUCCAAGCUCUACACGGAGGCUUCGACAAUGACCUCAUCGCUAUCACCAGCCCCGGUCAAAAAGUGUCAUGAUAUGGAGGUUCAGGCAGUAGCUAAAAUGUGCAGUAAGGCUGUGGCCACGAGUCCUAGUCUGCUGCUUUUCCCUGUGACCCACAGGCCAAGCAGUAGUGCAGUCCCAGGAGAGGAGAGCCUGGCUGUAGUCUACCAGGUGAAAAGCGGCACCGCGACUGAUCCGAAGUCAGAGAGACUCACUGUAGAGGCACAAAUGUGCCCCAACCAAAACACCGGCAUGGUUUUCCAAUCAGAAACUUUGUCACAGCAGCAUGACUCCAGGCUAGGAGCCAAGCCUAAAGAACCGGGCGCAGCUCUGUGCAACAUCCAGCCGGUUUAUCAAAUCAACAUUGAACACAGCGAACCCAAGAAGCAAGCUGCAAAAACAGCCACGGCUGAAACUCCUUCUCUCAGAUCAGGGAUGCCCCCAGAGACAGCCGUUGUUCCUGUGCCUGGAUGUGCUGACAGCAACACUGCUGCGCAGGCCCUGCCAAAAACAACGACAACAACGACAACAGCACCAACGACAACAGCAGCAGCAGCAGCACCAGCAGCAAACACCACAUCCAAGUCAGAGCUCACUAAAAAUAGAGAUGUGAGUGCAAAAGACAAAAGCAAAGAAGCAGGAAGUAAAGCCCAGAGUAAGGAGACAAAUUCUGGCAAAAAGAAGGUGGAACCGGAGAGAAGCGACAAAGAGGACGAUCAGUCACGGAAGCAGAAAGGAAAGAGCAUCCACGACGUCGUCUGGGACGAACAGGGCAUGACGUGGGAGGUCUACGGGGCUUCCGUGGACCCCGAAUCACUCGGCUUUGCAAUUCAGAGCCACUUACAGAGCAAAAUAAAGGAGCAAGAGAGGAAACUGAUGGUCCAGACCUCGCUGCGAAAGUCAAUCUCUGGUGCUGAUUCGCCGCGACAUGGCAGCAAGAACAAAAGGAGGCAGCAGAACAUUUUCAGGUCAAUGCUGCAAAAUGUCAGACGGCCCAACUGCUGCGUGCGCCCCCCUCCCUCCUCCGUCCUCGAGUAGCACAGGACAGAGGUAGCCAUUGUCAGACUCCUCCCAUUUCCUAGAGGUCAAAACGUUUUUCCCUCCCCACAUCAAGAUUUUCAAUGCCAAGUGAAACAUUGACGCCGAUCCCUGUAAGUAAGUAUACUGGAAUGUCGUAGCAUAAAAGAGUCAAUACUUGUGAUGAUGUUUGUGAUCCAACAAGGUAGGAAAUAGAAAUAUCAAAUGAAACAAACAAGAAUUAAAUUAAAAAAAAACUUAUUUUUUAGAAAUCAAUAUGAGAGAGAAAACAGUUUUUUAAUAAAAAUAAAGAAAACAAAACAAAGGCAAUAACAGUGAAACGCAUGUAUUUCAGUUACAGUGACAGUUGUAUGACCUAAUAUGAAGUCCAAACCUUCACAGCAAGAGGCACUGAUCAUGGGAUAGACAUACUAACUCACUGUCAGGAUAUCUGUGCAAAUAUAUUCAACCGACGUCUCAUCGCAUCUGGUGCAUUUGAUAUAUGUUCAUGAGGUAUUUUCGUUUGUUUCCGGGGCCCUAUAUUUAUCAGGUUGCUGUGUUUUCUUUUCUUUUUAGUGAGUACUUAAAGGGGGCACUGUAUGCAUACAUGUACGCUGUUCGAUCUCUGUUCUUCUUUGGUUUUCUAUUAAAGUAAGCAAAAAAAUGCGUUGACUUUUACAACGUCAUUUCUCACUUUUCGUGGGUGUAGUGUUUCUGUCCUGGUGAUUCUUUUGUUUUGUUUCUAAAGGAGAUUCCACGUGUAAAUCGAAUGCAAAAACAUUUAUUUCGUCAGGACUCACACACAGGAAUAAACGGUUUUGAAAAUAAAUAUUUAAAAGACUAAAUGAUAAAUCAGAGUAAAGAUGCAGUCCUUAAAGAGAGCGUGAAGUACGUUCAGAGUGAAAGAUUUGCUCCAAACUAUAGGCACAGGUUUUAGUUGAGCACUUGCAGAGGAGGAAUAUUAAAGGGCUUGUAUCCACCCCUCAGUACAUUUUAGGGGGAACGUCUCCCCAUGUCCAUGUCCUGAAAUCUACAGCUAUGCUUCCCAGGAGGAAACUAAGCCACUAUGUUUCCUCCUGGGAGUCUUGGGUAGAGUUGGGGUCCUUAUGUAUGGAGACUGCAGGUUUUCUCUGUGCAUGCCAGCUGUAAUCUUCAGAAACAUGCAUGUCUUCUGUUACUGUGCUUUUACCAAGUUUACAUGUGGAGUUGGUCCCCGGUGGCUGAAUGUAGAGUAUUAGUUUCCCUUUAGCUUCCCUGUAUUGAUCAAUAAGCUUAUCUCUUUCACUGACAAGGUAUUUAAUGCUUGAAUAUUCAAAAAUAAAAUGUUGUGGGUUCAGACAGGCAAAUUUUAAAACCAGUACUUGCUGUAGCAUAAAUUCUACACUUUUUGUGUGAAAGAAGGUUUUAAAGAAACAACAACUACAGCAUGACUCAGAAUAAAAUAAAUAAAUGAGCAUAGAGUGAUAUAUACUAUUUUAAUCUGAGGACGACUUCGAAUGCUGCAUAAAAACCUGCUAAAGUCAGAGACACAAAGCCAGCCGGCGUAAGAAGAUGCAGCAGUGACUAACUGUUUCCUUUUUUUUCCAAAGAGGGACCUGAUGUUGAAGUUUUAAAAUAAAGAGGUUGAAAUCAGAAGGUGUUAAAAGUGUACUCGCGGGACCUGACAAAUUUCCUUUGCCUAGCUAUCUCAAUUUUUUUUUUAUCUUUGAAUGGAUAUAAACAUGCAGUAAUACAUCCGCAGCAGUGAAGUGUCCACCUUUGAUGCUGCGGGAAAUAUACGCUCGCCACUUCAGGGCCUCGGCUUGUUGCGGCCUGAAGUCUGAGUCAAAGCACAGAUUUAAGAGAUUGUUUUGAGAAGAACUCUUAAUGUGAAAACUGAUUUUUAUCUGCAUUUACCUGAAAAAGAAACCGCUUUAUUACGAGCAGCUGAAACGUCAGGUCAGUGGCAGGAUAAUUUUACCGUUUUCGAAGAAACAGAGAGAAAACAGACCUGCGGGACACAAACAGAUCUGACUGUUAUCGGCUGAUUUUUAAAACGUAUAGCGACUCAAAGGGAGUCAUUUCUGGAAAGUAAAAUAUUUGAAUAGUUUAAAUUGCCCAAGGGCAGGCUUUGGGGUCAAGGGAAGUCGCUUUGUUGCUUUUAACUCCUAAAAUCUGAUCAUUUUAGGGCUGCAGGGCCUUGAACCAUUUUGUACUUUCAUCUAAAGGUUUUGCAGCUGUUUUGACUCAGUUAAAAAAAACAAAAAACUCACGUUUUGGUAGCAGAUUAAUCAUUUAGGUCCCAGAAAACAUGGCAAACAUUGGCUAUUUUCAGCUUCUGAAAUGUAAGAAUUCAAUUCAGGGUCACAUGGGGGUUGAACACCAACAAGCUGUCACGGGGCAAGACAUGUUUUCCUAAAACUUGGGCUAAUGUUUGGACAAAACGAUUCAUCUGCUUCAGGUUCCAAGAAUUUUUAUUUUUUCUUUAUUUGCUAAUAUUGCACAUUGGAUGAUGGAGUGCCCAAUGCGCAUAAUUGCAGAGAUCUCUGUGUAUGAUUUGCCUGCACACCUAACUGAACCAGCUCUGUCCUUUGUGUGUUCUCCAGCCUUUUCUUUCCAAGGCCCUUUCUAAAACACUUCAGAGUGAAUUUACUGUCUUGAGUGGCAUAACACUGAUUUCAGGCGACUGCUCUUACUUUCUUAACAAGCACGUCUCUACAUAUUAACGUCAGGGCGUGAUAACAAGAACGAAAAAGUCCUCUAUGCCCGUUGUGCUGUGAAAUGUCACAACCUGUAAAGAACAGCGCAGUGUAUAUCUGUCCCACCCAAUACCUGACUGGAUUUUGUGAAACCAAAGCUCUUUCCACAAAAAACAAAAACAGGAAAUCUGUUUUCGUCUUCUGCUACAGCGCUGACUGAAAGGUGUCAAACCAAACUGUAACAUCGUUUCAGAUUCCAAGUUCAGUCUCAGGCAGUUGAUGCUUUCUCUCUCCUUUCCAUCAAGGUCAGUUUCACGCUCUUACAUUUCUGUAAGCCUGGUCACCAGCCUUAAUUCGUAUUCUUUCACCCCUGCUUUAAUUAGCCACGUUUCAAUUUUUAAUAACCCCCUACUCACUGUGUCAUUAUGACCGGUUCCUAUUUGGAAGUGCAGAUUAGAUUUGGCCACAGGCGGUGGGUAACACUGGGAAAGAUUUACAAUGACAAGGAGCACGGGGAGAGAUUUCAAAGUGAUACCACCUGCUGCUGCAACUAAAAGAGGACAGAGUUUAGCAUGCCUUCAGUGUUCACCUGUUUGGCUGCACUUGUUGUGACCUCCGUGGGUGUUUUAAUGAAAUGUGGCCUUUUUCCUGGUUUUAAACAUGUUAAUAAUUCUCUUUUAAAUACCAAAUAAUAAACAUGAUGAACACUGAAGCUCUGUUUACUACAGAAAGUAGGACUCUCAACAGUUCUGACUAAACACAACCAAAAUCCUCAGAAAAUAUAUUUUUUCAUCAACAACUGAUGACUCAUCACAAAAGAGUAAGUUACAUCAAAGGAUGCUUAAACUCAUAAUAUCUGUUAGUUACAUUCAUUGGUGUUCUAGAUCUUUUCUAGAGAAAUAUAUACUCUCACCAGCAGUGUUGGUCAAGUUACUUGAAAAAAGUAAUCAGUAACUAAUUACAAUUACUCCCC